Molecule: messenger RNA, 321 nt
Organism: Pyricularia oryzae 70-15
Lineage: Eukaryota; Fungi; Ascomycota; Sordariomycetes; Magnaporthales; Pyriculariaceae
Exons: 4
Coding region: 1-321 (106 amino acids)
Source: RefSeq, a predicted model, not a curated record
AUGAAAGAGGAUGAUCUUUGGAUUAAAGUCGAAUAUCGCUUCUGCUCGAAACUCGACACUCUGCCGGGCAAGUCACCGGACGUAGAUGAGCUGUUGCAGGGAAAGUCACCCGAGCAGCCUGCCGAUGUCAUCAAGAGCCUUAGCGUCGACGGCCCGGAGUGGAAGCUGGACAGGAAUCGCAUCUUCAAACGCGGGAGCGGCGACUUCGUGACGACGGGAACCUCUUCGACAGCGGAAGCUCCUCCAAGAAACCCUGUUCUGAACCCUGCACCCAUCGAAUCCGCUGCAGUUUUUUUCCUUCACAAAUCGCCCUGCAUAUAG